Fasciola hepatica (liver fluke) is the source of this 273-nucleotide messenger RNA. The record is from the annotation of a GenBank genome assembly. NCBI's taxonomy places the organism in Eukaryota, Metazoa, Platyhelminthes, Trematoda, Plagiorchiida, Fasciolidae.
AUGAAUCAUUCUUCAGAGAACGAUAGACUCGGUUUUAUUACUAUUGAUGUUGUUAUGCAAGGUGACACAAUCAUUUUCAGACAAGGUUUUGAAUAUUCCACAUCGGAAUGGUUGGAAACUAAGCGCCUCUCAGAGGAAAGCCGUAUUUCACGUAAACACCAAACACGACUAAGGCUGGAGCUUUGCUUGAAGAGGGACCAACGUGAACUGACGAGCGGCAGUCGUUUAAAGUUACGCAGCCAAGUGUAUCUAUUUUGGAAAUUACCUCAAUGA